AUGAGUGAUGAAGAAAUGGAGCUUCUUCCUGGCAUUAGCCUUCAGCAGGCCGUGCCAGUGAAGCAAACAGAGACAGGAUCGGUUUCUGUUGUGAGUGAGGAACAAACAUUGCGUAAAAUUUCAGUUGAACAAAAAUCUGAGUUAUUAGUACAUCUUAAAAAGAUCAUUCAAUCUGCUAACGAAGUACACGGAAUCUUCCAAAAGGUAAACACAAAAGUUCAAAACGAUACAGCAGCUUCUGUCGAUGGAAUUUCUUUAUUACAAGUAAGAAACCAUUGUCUUGUUGAAUAUCUCGAAAGUUUAGCUUCAUAUGGUGCCACUAGAUGCAGAGGUGGCGAAUUAAAGGAUCCAAUCGACAAACUUGUUACAAAUCGAUGCAUCAUUGAAAAAAUCAAACCAUUAGAGAAGCAGCUUCAAUACCAAAUCAACAAAUACGCCGAAAUCGAAAAAGGCAAUACACAAAACUACAGAGCUAAUCCAGAUUCAAUGCUUCAGUCCGGAGAACAAGCACAACAAGCAGAAGGAAUGGUUUCAGCAACAUAUCAAGCUCCUAAGGUCUCAUCAACUCUUUAUCCAAAGGCAGAGUCCGAUCAAAAGAAAGAAGCCAAAUAUGCAAGGUCGAUUCGCGCUAGAACUAAAGGUGAUGCAUUGAUGGAUGAAGUUGCUGCCGAUAUUACAGAAGAUCCACUCGAAGCUGGUCGUAAAGCUAACGCAAGUCGCGAAUUACGUGAGUUCAUGAAAAGACAGAAAGAAAUUGAAGAAUUCGAGGAAGAACACUUUGUACGAUUGCAGCGUAGUAAGAAGGAUAAAGCCAUGAUGAAGAAGAUCGAACAGAUGCAAGGUUCGCUUGAAGGAAUCCUUGAUUACGGACAUAUUCAAACAGAUGCACAACGUGAAGCAAGGCGAAGCCAAUCCAAAAAGAAAUAA
Molecule: messenger RNA, 927 nt
Organism: Trichomonas vaginalis G3
Lineage: Eukaryota; Parabasalia; Trichomonadida; Trichomonadidae
Product: maturation of SSU-rRNA from tricistronic rRNA transcript (SSU-rRNA, 5.8S rRNA, LSU-rRNA)
Exons: 1
Coding region: 1-927 (308 amino acids)
Biological process (GO): maturation of SSU-rRNA from tricistronic rRNA transcript (SSU-rRNA, 5.8S rRNA, LSU-rRNA)
Cellular component (GO): small-subunit processome; nucleolus
Source: RefSeq, a predicted model, not a curated record